AUGGCAGGAGGGUUAGGUGAAGCAGCAAGUAUCGCUGGCCUGAUCAGUCUUGCUGGACAAACUAUUCAAGCAACCUCAAAGCUCUACACAUUCUGUCAGACUUAUAAAAACAUCAACGCUCGGUUGGAACAGACCAGGAUAGAGAUUCAAGGCCUACGGAUUAUCCUACAGCAAACCGAAACGAUUACUAGUGAUGCAACUGCGAGUACUUUGGUAUCUUCCGAUAUAGUAGCGAAUUUGAAAGCUCGAAUCACCGACUGUCGAACCGAUUUGGAGAAUUGGACUCAGAAAGUGGACUCCUUCGGCUUAGAUGAAGCCCAACGUGCGAAGCGGAUUUUGACAAAGAUCAAGUUAUCUGUAAACAAAGCCUUCUUUGCGAUGAUUCGAGAGCAACUGUGUUUUCACAGAACGCAGAUUGAUUUAUCUUUAGGACUACUUGGGCUUGGUGUUGGCUUGCACUGUAACCUCCAAUCGAGAGCUGCUAAAGAUGGUAUUGACGCUUUACAAACAAAGCAGAACACGUUCCAAGUUGGAACCUUUGGGCGCCUAGAUACUGUCGGAGAAGAUGUGCGUCGAUUUCGAUCAACCCAAUCGGCCUCGGUUGAAGUAAUGCACGACAUGAUUGCAGGUAUUCAUCAAUCCUACAAAAGUAAUGCAGGUGUUUCCAAAGCAUCUAUUGAUGCCAUUGACGCGCGACUAAAUAUGAUCCAGGAGCAGCUCCAAAGCUCCAUCGAUCAAUCUCAAUCAUCAAUAAACCGUCAUCGCUUCAACAACCCUCAAAAGCCUCUCAGAGGAUCUACUUCAUACGGAGCCCGUAAAUUCGACCCCGCUAGUUUCACACCUGGUGAAGUGUCACAUCUCUCGCUGCCGCCAUCGCCGGUCUUACAUCCGCUACGUAUCAUCAAGCCUGGUCUUUUGCUGCAGGACAAGAAAGGUCGGUUGACAGUUGAAUUGGUCGCUCUAGACGAACCUCAAUAUAGGCUGGCUGAUAUCAACCAGAAGAUUGCGUUGAUCGAACACGUUAAAGGCCUUCGGCUCAUCAUCUGGCUCCUACAAAAACGAAAUUUCUUUCCAGAGGUAGAACUCUCUUCAAGAAGGAUCGCGGCAUCUAAUUUCGCUUUAGAAGCGUCGCUGGCUUGGAAAUGGAAGCUUCCUGAUGCUUUCUCUACUCCAAAGCCUAAUCUGAAAGAAUAUAAUAUUUGCAUCAACAUCGACACAGUCAUUCCAUGGACUCGCCACAGACCACGGCUUCAAUAUAUUUUCGAUCAGAUUGAAGGAAGACGAAAUCGUGGCGGUUGCCCCUGCUUGAUAACGGAAAAACUCCUCCGUCGCUGGUCGCGAUUUCCUGUGUCUGAAGAGAGGAAGCAUGGGUCCUACUUAAUGAGAUUGCCAUCGUCAAUAUUGAAAAGCCUAAUGUUGUCGGUGCCGGGUUCUAGAUACAAGGCGUUGAUGAUGUCUUGUGGAGCUGGCUUUUUGCCAAAAGCAGAGGAGUGGGGACAAGGAAUAUCAGAAGAAGGAAUUCAGUCUUUACAACCACGAGAAGGGGUUCACGCCGCCUGGUAA
Messenger RNA from Glarea lozoyensis ATCC 20868, 1563 nucleotides. RefSeq lists its product as uncharacterized. The transcript is spliced from 2 exons. The record is from RefSeq and is a predicted model, not a curated record. Lineage: Eukaryota; Fungi; Ascomycota; Leotiomycetes; Helotiales; Helotiaceae. The coding region runs from base 1 to 1563 and encodes 520 amino acids.